UUGAAUCUGCAUUCACUGUUUAGUUUGUUAAUAUGAUGUGUAUAUAUCAAUUAUUGAAUCUGUUAGUCUGAUACUCUGAUGUACAUAUAUCCAAUCUGCACAACAGAAUGGGUAGUAAAAGGUCAGCUGAUCCUGGUUGGACUUACGGGACGCUGGUAGAAGGAAGCAAGACCUCAGUAAGGUGCAAUUUUUGUGGUUUUGUCUCAACUGGCGGGAUAACAAGGCAUAAACAUCACCUUGCUUGGGAUUCCCCCGAUGUGGCGAGAUGUCCCAAGGUUCCCGAUGACGUGAAAAAGCUAUUCAUAGAACUUUUUGAGAAGAAGAAACGUGUAAAAGAGACGGCAAACAGCAUACCACAUUUUGAUGAAGUGGUCGAGUUAGAAGAAAAUGAUGAAGAUGAAGAAGCGGCUCAAUCUCAAUCAAAGGGAAAGAGAGUGGCUUCAUCAGCCGGUGCUAGUGAUGCUAAUAAAAAAGCAAAAGGCCCUUUGUAUGCAAUGUUUAAGCCAUCGCUUACAUCGGGGAAGAAAGGGGGAAACUUGGUAGGAAGCGUAGAGCACAAUGAAACACAAAAGAAACUAAGACUUGAUGCAGUUCAAAAGUUUUCUCGUUGGAUGUAUGAUGCGGGGCUUUCUUUCAAUGCGGUGACGUACGAUAGUUUGGGGCUCGCAAUUGAAGCAAUUGGUAGAUAUGGGUGCGGUAUGAAACCCCCUACGUAUCACGAGGUACGUGUUCCUAUGCUGAAGUUAGAGAUGGAACACACCAAAAAACUUUUGCGUGAUAAUGAGGUUGAAAAGUCAACCUAUGGGUGUUCGUUGAUGGCUGAUGGUUGGAGGGAUCGGAAAGGAAGGGCGUUAAUCAACUUCCUAGUGAACACUCCUCGAGGGAGUAUGUUCGUUGAAUCAGUCGAUGCUUCUAGCUAUUCUCACACCGGUAAGAACAUGUUCAAGUUGUUUGACCGAUUAAUUCAGGAGGUUGGGCCAAAGGAUAUUAUUCAACUUGUGACUGAUAGCGCAAGUAACAAUGUAGCUGCGGGUAAACUUGUGGAAGAAAAAUACCCGCACAUAUAUUGGACUCCAUGUGCGGCCCAUUGCAUUGAUUUGAUGUUUGAAGACAUCUUCAAGUUACCCGACUUAAAGGGUUGUCUUGAAAGGGCAAUUGCGGUGAACACAUACGUAUAUAACCGCACAUUGCUACUCAACAUGAUGAGAGAAUUCACCGGGCAGAAAGAUAUGGUUAGGCCCGCGAAGACCAGAUUUGCGACCGCUUUUAUCACUCUAAAUUGUUUCAAGGUAAACAAACAAAACCUAAAAAAAAUGUUCACCUCCGAAAAGUGGAGCACAAGCAAGUUCGCAAUGGAGACUGGAGGUGCACGUAUAGCGAAUACUAUAUUGUUGCCAACCUUUUGGAACCACGUAAACUUUGCGGUGAAAAUUGGGUAUCCGUUGUUAGGAGUGCUUCGUUUAGUUGAUGGAGAGAAAAAGCCUCCUAUGGGUUAUAUUUAUAAUGCUAUGAAAAAGGCAAAGGAGUUGAUUGCUUCCUCUUUCAAAAAUAAAGAAGCAAAGUAUAGAGACAUUUUCAAAAUAAUUGAUAAAAGGUGGGAUUGUCAGUUACAUCAACCUUUGCAUGCAGCGGGAUAUUAUUUGAAUCCUGGUUUGUAUUACAACAAUCCAGAGGUGGAGGAUGAUACUGAGGUGAUAAGUGGGUUACAAGCAUGCAUUAUGAAGUUGAUAUUAAACGAAGAUGAGCAGAUACAGAUUAACACUGAGCUCCCGCUAUAUCGACGUGCUGAUGGGAUUUUCGGAUAUCCAAUGGCAAAGAAAAUGCGAGCAAAGCUUGCGCCAGCGGAGUGGUGGAUGCAAUAUGGAGCAACGGCACCGGCUCUAAAAAAGUUUGCAAUCAAGGUGCUUAGUUUGACGUGUAGCUCGUCGGGGUGUGAACGCAAUUGGAGCGUAUUUGAACAUCUUCAUUCCAAAAGAGAAACCGACUUGAGCAAAGCAAGCUUAAUGAUCUUGUGUACAUUAAGUAUAAUCGGGCUUUACGAAGAAGAUAUGAUAUGCGUGAUACGAUUGACCCGAUUAUCUUAGAUGAUGGAAAUGUACAAGAUCCAAAUGAGUGGUUGAAGGGAGCUUUAGAGGGGUUAGAAGAGGAUGAAGAAAAUGCACUUGUUCAUGAGGGUGAAGAUUUGACAUACGGUGAUGUUGCAACGGCUGUCGGGGCGAGAGAGCCAUUGCAUUAUACUAGAAGAAGUGCAAAUGCUAGUAAAAGGGGUGAGGGAACGUCAACAUCGACGUCAAGCUCAAGGCCUAAGCCUAAGCCUAAGAGAAGAACUUUAAUAGAUGAAGAUGAAUAUGAUGUGGAAGUCGAAGAAAAUGAUGUUGCGCCUUAUAAACAAUUUGUGCCGACAUUGGAUGCCGUUGUUGACGAUGAUGAUGAGCCGGAAUAUGAAGAUUUAGAUGAUUUAGCUUAUUAGUCAUAGUAUUAUUAGCUAUUUUGGUAUGGGAAGGUUUUUUUUUUGGAUUAUAGUUGCUACAAUAUUUUAAUGCUUGAUAUGAAAUAUUUUUGAAAUUUUCUACUACCUUAUCGCUAUUUACAGAAUAGCGGGCGCUAUUCUAUCGCUAUCGCUACGUAGCAUAUAGGUGACUUGUCGCUAUUCGCUAUCGAUAACUAUGGUCUCAGAUAUUCAUAAAUAGUCUCACAGAAGUGUGACUUCAACUUUAGAUGUGUGGUGCUUAAACAUAAGAUGAUUAGUUUAAAUUUGAUCUUAAUCAACUUUUCGUUUGUGGUGCUUUACUUAAAAGUAUAUGUUGAUCAUUAAGGGGGGUGGGGUUCACUAGUGAUAGAAAUUUUUUUACUCACGAAUGGAAUGCAGAUGAGCAAUCCCUCUCGCAACACCUAUCGCUAUGUUUAGUCGACGACCUAAAUUCAAAGGAGGCAUCAUUCCUAAAACAAAACUCACGUUAAAUCAAACGAUCAAAGUAACAUUCAAAGAAGGCAUCUAAUAUUACAUUAAUUAAUCACUUACCAUGCAGAUGACGAUUCAAAUCAAAGUUAGAAAUAUAAGCGUACACAAGCAUCUGAGGUUCGCGGCAAAAACCAAGCAAUGGUACAAGGUUUUCAUGCCUAACCCCAUAUAGCAACUCGAGUUCUCUGUCGAAAUCAGGUUUCCAUAACUAUAUGUCUUCCUGGGACUUUUAUGGCAACCAUCACUCCCCCAGAAAAUUCCCCCCGGUAGACUGUUCCGAAACCUCCUACACCAAGGACCCUAUCAAAGGCAUAAGAGUUUGUAGCUGCCCGAAGGCCAUCCGCAACAUAAUGUAUCGGUUGCCAUGAUUCAGUAUUACUUUCAUACGGAAGACUCCAUGAUGAAGCUGCAGAUUAAUAAACAGUCGGAGAUGGAGGCGGAUUUCCAAACGGAGGCGGAGGCGGACUUCCCAGAACACCACUAGGCUGACUACUAACAGGCUGCGAACCUACCGAUGCUUGUGGACUACCAACAAGCACCGGACCUCCCUGACCACCACCAGGUGGCUGUUCACUACCAACAAGCACCGGAGGCGGCGGUUGACUGCUAACAAGCACCGGAGGCGGCGGUUGACUGCUAACAAGCACCGAAGGCGGCGGUUGACUACCAACAAGCACCGGAGGCGGCGGUUGACUACCAACAAGCAACAGAGGCGGCGGGACUACCAAGGCGGUUGACUACCAACAAGCAACGGAGGCGGCCGUUCACUACCAACAAGCAACGGAGGCGGCCGUUCACUACCAACAAGCACCGGAGGCUGCCGUUCACUACCAGCAGGCGGCGCACCUCCUCCAUUACCUUGUCUCAACCUCAUAAUCAAAUACCCUACGACAAAUAUAAGGAAAACAACACAUACGAGAAUAGCCCCCAAUAUUCCGACGGUCAGAAUAGAAAGUAGUGACUGAUGAGGUGGUGUGUUGUUGAAGAUGGCCGGUGGCGAGUGGUUGAAGAUGGGUGAUGGUGUGUGUUUAAAGUUGGGUGGAGCUGGUGGUACUGUUUGAUUGAAGUGGGGUGGUGAUUGUGGUGGGUGGUUGAAGUGGGGUGGUGACGGCGGCGUGUGGUUGAAAUGGGGUGGUUACGGCGGCGUUUGGUUGAAGAUGGGUGGAGGUGGUGGGUGGUUGAAGUGGGGUGGUGAUGCUGGUGGGUGAUUGAAGUGGGGUGGUGACGGCGGCGUGUGGUUGAGGAUGGUUGGUGGAAGUGAGGUGGAGGUGGAGGUGGAGUGUGCCGGCGGAGAAACAUGAUUCCGGCAAAUACAGCGUGCAGAUACCAAAAACCCUAGGGUUUUUCACGUAAAAUGAACACUCAAUGUCUGAGUGACAAGUGUUUUGUGAGUUGAUAUUUGAAAGAUCAGAGUAAUGAUUCUUUUUUACAGAUGGGUAAGCAAUCCAAUGGUUUGGAGAUAUUGCAAUUUUCAUCUAUACACAUACGAUACUAAUCCAAUGGUUUAGGAGAUAGUCCCCAUACGCAUACGAUACUAUUUACAUGCAGUGAGUGAGUGUAUAUGAGGUGAGUAUACUAGUUAUUCUUUACUUGUUCUCCAAUCUAUUCAGUUUUGUUUAUAUACAAUUAUUAUUAUUAUUAUUAUUAUUAUUAUUAUUAUUAUUAUUAUUAUUAUUAUUAUUAUUAUUAUUAUUCAAUUCAACUUUUUAACAAUUAAAGGAUAAUUGAUGUGUUUAAUAAAUUUUAUUUUAUCUUCUCCGUUUAAUAUUUUGUAUACCCUUCUGAUUAAAUAGAUAUUACAAUCAACCUUAUUUCUAUGCACGAUGUAAGAAAUGCAUACAAUUACAUUAGUUUGGUUAGCUAAUUUACUAAGAAAAGAAUAUUGUGGAACCAUUGGCGAAGCUUUAUUGUGGCCAGGAGGAGAUGCCACGGCUCCCACCGAUUUUUCGCACAUAUUGUUUAUUUCACUGAAUUUUUUAAAAUAUUUUAAUGAAAAAUAUUUUAUUUUUAAGAGUCUGACCCCACUGAUUUGAAUU
Molecule: messenger RNA, 4998 nt
Organism: Helianthus annuus (common sunflower)
Lineage: Eukaryota; Viridiplantae; Streptophyta; Magnoliopsida; Asterales; Asteraceae
Exons: 3
Coding region: 108-2084 (658 amino acids)
Molecular function (GO): protein dimerization activity
Source: RefSeq, a predicted model, not a curated record